GACAAAGCCGUGCGUGGAUUUUCUGUUCUCCCCAGUGAGAUACCGGUUGGAGAAACGCAGUAGCAAGAGAAGACGGGGUAGUAAUCGUGCCCAUACCUGGCCCUUCGUCGCGGAUAAGAACCCUGCAUCUUCUCUGGUACACAUAAACCGAGCGAUUAAAUGUGGAAACAGGGCUGAGGAGAGAGCGACGCGAGGGAAGGCAACACUAAAUUCUAACCGGGGUUGUGAAAUAAGUUGCCUCCCAAGCGGCGCUUUAAAAGGAAGCAGAAGAUAAUUGACCAACCAAAACAACAGAGAAGAUGGACUAUGAUUUCAAAGUGAUGCUGACCGGAGAGAGAGAACGUGUAGAGGACCUGUUUGAAUAUGAGGGAUGCAAAGUGGGAAGAGGCACCUACGGCCAUGUAUAUAAAGCAAAGAGAAAAGAUGGGUGAGUUUAUAAUGAUCUAGCCAGGAAGAAGGCCUUCAGGUCCGCCGGUCUCCAAAUAAAACUCAGUUGUCUUCGUUAAUUGCUCCUGUUUUCAAGGCCCCCUCUCCGAAUGCUAUUUGUAACUCGCAUUGCGAUGAAAAUCACUAGUAAAUUGAAGAAUCCACUGAAUACACUCAGGAGACGUCAAAUCACCUGGAGAACGGGGUCUCGAGCUCCAUGACAAAAUGUACUGUCUCGAUUUGAGCACUGACAAAAUGUACAGUCUCGAUUUGAGCACUGACAAGAUGUACUGUCUCUAUUUGAGGACUGACAAAAUGUACUGGCUCGAUUUGAGUACUGACAUCAGUGGCCCAUCCCCGUGCUAACAACGGUACAAUGUGUACGCUAAAUCCAUCAGCUAAACUUGACAUCGUGGGAUGCAGUUCGAUCAAGCAUAGUUUUUAUAAGGGAUGAAACAGAACGGGGGAUGUUGUAACAGGUCACGUGGGGGUAUUGCAGCCAGGAAACAGUUUUUGCUCUAAACCGAAUUCUGAGGAUAUAUUUCGCUAUCAGAUUAUGCUGUUAUUUUUAUAUUUCGAGAUUUUUAUCAUUUUCGCAGCAAUAUCAACAACUGAGUGAAGUAGGCCAGCCUAUCACUGACGCAGCCAAGCAAGCCAGAGGCUAACCUACGUAGCAGACGUAAAAUAAACGCCUGAAACGAGAUCCCUACAUACUGGACUUGACAAGAAGAAUAAAAAACUGUUGGGGGAGGUUCUCUUUCGCACUGUUAACCAAUCCAGUAAAUGUGGAGGAGGAGUUAAGAUGGAGUGUCUCCAUAUUAAAGAGUAACAUUUUUAUGGAGAAAAAAAGUUUAAUGGAAAACCAGAUGUUUUAGGCUUAGUUAUAGUGAAACACGUCAAUAUGGUCUUCAUUUUGACAGUUCGAUGCAAAAGUGAUAUUUUUGUAUUUUAGUAGUAACUCUUUUAGGAAUACCUGGAAUAGUAUAAAGUAAUUCUUCUUACCCCACCCCCCAUAAAAAAAAGGUGGUUGUCCCACUGGCUAUCAUAAGUUGAAUGCACCAAUUUGUAAGUCGCUCUGGAUAAGAGCGUCUGCUAAAUUGUUCUUAACUGAUUUGCCUAGUUAAAUAGCGGUUCAACUCUACCAUUGAAAUCGUGAUAGUGGCCUCUACGUCAUCUCAAGGGAGGGGUUCGGUAUGAAAUACACUACCUUCUAGUUGUGCUGGGUGGUACCACCUCAAGGCUUACUAUAAAAGUAGUUGACAGCGCACCUUAUUUGGCAAUGGUCUUGGUAAGUGGAGUGUGCCAAUAUAUUUAGCACGAUGCUUCCUUGACUAGAUGUUACACAAAAUUCAAAAGAUGGUAAGGCACAUUUCCACAUAUGACCAAAUUCAACGUUUUUGCUUACUGUUUUAUGCACAUCUAUGUGCUUUUACAAAGAGAAAAAAACAUAGGCUAUGAGGAUUAUGCUUUUAUAUUGGUGAUUGAUUGGUGGCACAGUCUACUAUGACAGUUGGCUCAUAUUUAAUGGUUGUGAGUUCUAAUCCCAUGUGGCAGAUAUCUAUUUACAAUAUUCAUCCUGUGCCCACACAUCUUCUAAUUCUGAAAAGUGAAUGCAUACAUGUGAGAAGGGUCACCGGGUACUGUAUAAAGAAGGGUCACGGGUACUGUAUAAAAAAACCUACAACUACAUACAUGUGAGAAGGGUCACCGGGUACUGUAUAAAGAAGGGUCACCGGGUACUGUAUAAAAAACCUACAACUACAUACAUGUGAGAAGGUGACCCUUCUCACAUGUAUGUAGUUGUAGGUUUUUUAUACAGUACCCGAGACCAAUCUUUGAGUUAAUUUGACCAUUGGAAAAAGAGCUACUGCGUGACCUCUCAUUCUCUGUGGCCGACGUGAGUAAGACGUCAUGUUAUCCCUCGCAAGGCUGCUGGCCCAUGCGACAUCCCAAACCGCAUCCUCAGAGCAUGUGCAGACCAGCUGGCUGGAGUGUUUACGGACAUAUUCAAUCUCUCCCUAUCCCAGUCUGUUGUCCCCACUUGCUUCAAGAUGUCCACCAUUGUUCCUGUGCCCAAGAAGUGCUUUGAGAGCCUAGUUAAGGAUCAUAUCACCUCGACCUUAGCCGAAACACUAGACCCAAUACAAUUUGUAUACCGCCCCAACAGAUCCACGGAUGACUCAUCGCACUGCACACUGCCCUAUCCCAUCUGGACUACAGCCCAGCCUUCAACACCAUAGUGCCUUCCAAGCUCAUCACUAAUCUCGGGGGCCUGGGGCUGAACCCCGCCCUGUGCAACUGGGUCCUGGACUUCCUGACAGGACGCCCCCAGGUGGUAAAGGUAGGCAACAACACCUCCGCUACGCUGAUCCUCAAAACGGGGGCCUCAAAAGGGUGCGUGCUCAGCCCUCUCCUGUACUCCCUGUUCACCCAUGACUGCGUAGCCAUGCAUGUCUCCAACUCAAUCAUCAAGUUUGCAAAUGACACAACAGUGGUAGGCCUGAUUUACCAAUGACAAGAGCCCUGGCGGAGUGGUGCCAGGAAAAUAACCUCUCCCUCAACGUCAACAAAACGAAGGAGCGGAUUGUGGACUUCAGGAGAUAGCAGAAACAGGAGGUCCACAUCGACAGGUCCACAGCGGAGAGGGUGAAAAGCUUCAAGUUCCUCAGUGUGCACAUCACUGACAACCUGAAAUGGUGGCAACAGCGCGCCUCUUCAACCUCAGGAGGCUGAAGAAAUUUGGCUUGGCCCCUAAGACCCUCACAAACUUCUACAGAUGCACCAUUGAGAGGAUCCUGUCAGGCUGUAUUACCGCCUGGUAUGGCAAUUGCAACGUCUGUAGCCACAGUGCUCUCCAGAUGGUGGUGCGGUCAGCCCAACGCAUCACCGGGGGCACACUGCCUGCCCUCCAGAACAUCUACAGCACCCGGUGUCAAAGGAAGGCCAAGAAGACCAUCAAGGACCUGAGCCACAGCCUGUUCACUCUGCUACCACCUAGAAGGCAGAGACAGUACAGGUGCAUCAAAGCUGGGACCGAGAGACUGAAAAACUGCUUAUUUCUUCAGGCCAUCAGACUGUUAAAUGGUCCCAACUAGCCUGCUACCACCCAGUACUCUACCCUGCAUCUUAGAGACUGCUGCCCUAUGUACAUAGUCAUUGAACACUGGUGAAUGUUUACAUGCUGUUUUACCCACUUCAUAUGUAUAUACUGUAUUAUAGUGGCUCAUCCUAUUUAACUACUGCUGUACAUACCUUUUCUAUUCAUAUACUGUUGUCGUGAUGUGACUUAAUUUAAUGUAUGAGUGUUAUUAUUCAAAUCACCUAACUUAUGUUUCAUUGUCACUCGAUUAAAUUAAUCAUGUAACAAUUAACUCAUUAGGAAUUUGGGGCACCACGGAAGAAGUUGUUUAACGAGUUACCAUCUCCCGAAUUAAACUCUUAGAAGAUAUGUUGUAUACAGUGGGGGAAAAAAGUAUUUAGUCAGCCAUCAAUUGUGCAAGUUCUCCCACUUAAAAAGAUGAGAGAGGCCUGUAAUUUUCAUCAUAGGUACACGUCAACUAUGACAGACAAAAUGAGGAAAAAAAAUCCAGAAAAUCACAUUGUAGGAUUUUUAAUGAAUUUAUUUGCAAAUUAUGGUGGAAAAUAAGUAUUUGGUCAAUAACAAAAGUUUCUCAAUACUUUUAUAUACCGUUUGUUGGCAAUGAUACAGGUCAAAGUUUUCUGUAAGUCUUCACAAGGUUUUCACACACUGUUGCUGGUAUUUUGGCCCAUUCCUCCAUGCAGAUCUCCUCUAGAGCAGUGAUGUUUUGGGGCUGUCGCUGGGCAACACAGACUUUCAACUCCCUCCAAAGAUUUUCUAUGGGGUUGAGAUCUGGAGACUGGCUAGGCCACUCCAGGACCUUGAAAUGCUUCUUACGAAGCCACUCCUUCGUUGCCCGGGCGGUGUGUUUGGGAUCAUUGUCAUGCUGAAAGACCCAGCCACAUUUCAUCUUCAAUGCCCUUGCUGAUGGAAGGAGGUUUUCACUCAAAAUCACACGAUACAUGGCCCCAUUCAUUCUUUCCUUUACACGGAUCAGUCGUCCUUGUCGCUUUGCAGAAAAACAGCCCCAAAGCAUGAUGUUUCCACCCCCAUACUUCACAGUAGGUAUGGUGUUCUUUGGAUGCAUCUCAGCAUUCUUUGUCCUCCAAACACGACGAGUUUAGUUUUUACCAAAACGUUCUAUUGGACCAUAUGACAUUCUCCCAAUCCUCUUCUGGAUCAUCCAAAUGCACUCUAGCAAACUUCAGACGGGCCUGGACAUGUACUGGCUUAAGCAGGGGGACACGUCUGGCACUGCAGGAUUUGAGUCCCUGGCGGCGUAGUGUGUUACUGAUGGUAGGCUUUGUUACUUUGGUCCCAGCUCUCUGCAGGUCAUUCACUAGGUCCCCCCGUGUGGUUCUGUGAUUUUUGCUCACCGUUCUUGUGAUCAUUUUGACCCCACGGGGUGAGAUCUUGCGUGGAGCCCCAGAUCGAGGGAGAUUAUCAGUGGUCUUGUAUGUCUUCCAUUUCCUAAUAAUUGCUCCCACAGUUGAUUUCUUCAAACCAAGCUGCUUACCUAUUGCAGAUUCAGUCUUCCCAGCCUGGUGCAGGUCUACAAUUUUGUUUCUGGUGUCCUUUGACAGCUCUUUGGUCUUGGCCAUAGUGGAGUUUGGAGUGUGACUGUUUGAGGUUGUGGACAGGUAUCUUUUAUACUGAUAACAAGUUCAAACAGGUGCCAUUAAUACAGGUAACGAGUGGAGGACAGAGGAGCCUCUUAAAGAAGAAGUUACAGGUCUGUGAGAGCCAGAAAUCUUGCUUGUUUGUAGGUGACCAAAUACUUAUUUUCUACCAUCAUUUGCAAAUAAAUUCAAUAAAAAUCCUACAAUGUGAUCUUCUGGAUUUUUUUUCCUCAUUUUGUCUGUCAUAGUUGACGUGUACCUAUGAUGAAAAUGACAGGCCUCUCUCAUAUUUUUAAGUGGGAGAACUUGCACAAUUGGUGGCUGACUAAAUACUUUUUUCCCCCACUGUACCUCUUCAAAGCAGUGGAGGCUCCUCAGAGGAGGAAGGGGAGGACCAUCCUCCUCAAUGAAUUUCAUAAAAAUUGUUACACAUAAAAAGAAGUUAACCUUUUUAGAUAAAACUAUACUAAAUAUAAUCACGUCACCAAAUAACCGAUUUAAAACACACUAUUUUGCAAAGAAGGUCUACAGUAGCCUCAACAGCACUCUGUAGGGUAGCAUCAUGGUGUAGCCGGAGGACAGCUAGCUUCCCUCCUCCUCUGGGUACACUGACUUCAAUACAAAACCUAGGAGGCUCAUGGUUCUCACCCCCUUCAAUAGACUUACACAGUAAUUAUGACAAUUUCUGGAGGAAGCAAACAGAACAAAACCGGGACAAACAUACCUGAAUUUGUCCAAUAGAAACUCUUGUUUACAACUGUUAGACUAAUGAUUACACCCUAUAUCAGCUAGAUGCAGGCAAGAGUGUGCAAGGCGGUAUUAAAUGUCACUGUCUGUCACCUCAAAUUUGUCUCUCGACCUCUGUGCACCUACGUUGAAAACUUUAAUUCACAGGCUAGGUUGUAGCAAGCUCAUGGUGGGUGUAGGGAAAAUUCAAGUAUCAUGUAGUAGCCUAAACCUAUCGCUGUUACAUUGAACUGGGUGAAUGGAAUAUGAAUGAGAGUCAUCCAAUAUGCUGUAAUAGAAAUAAGGCCAUGCGCAUGAAAAAAUAUCAUCCUCCCUCAUCUUAAACGGCACUGACCGCCACUGCUUCAAAGAGUAUCUUAAAUAAAACUCCCCCCAAAAAACCUGCACUUGUCUUUUUCUACUGGCACUGACAUUGCAUAUAACUACUUUAUUGAAGUAAAAUGUACUUACUACGACUGGGAUGUGGUUGUCUCACUUUGCCAUCUUAAGAUGAAUGAACUUAAGUCGCUUUGGAUAAGAGUGUCUGCUAAAUGACUAAAAUGUAAAAAAAAUCUAAUAAUAAAUGUAAUCGCUGCCAAAGGUGCUUCAACAAAGUACUGAGUAAAGGGUCUGAAUACUUAAGUAAAUGUGAUAUUUCAGUUUUUUUAUUUGUAAUACAUUUGCAAAAUGUUGUGUGUUUUGUAUUGUUAGGUAUUACUGCACUGUUGGAGCUAGAAACAAGUAUUUCGCAGCACCUGCGAUAACAUCUGCAAAAUAUGUGUACACGACCAAUAACCUUUUAUUUAAAUUGGGAGGUUAUUGAAGCAUGUUUCCCUCUUCUCACAGCCACUCCUCUACCACCAGCUGCCAGCCGGCCUCCUUUAUGUCUCAGUGUAGUAAGGCCCCAUGGGAACUGUAGUGAACUGGGGUUGAUGCUGUAUCUUUUCUCUGUCUUCAGGAAGGAUGAUAAGGACUACGCCCUCAAGCAGAUUGAAGGCACUGGCAUCUCCAUGUCCGCCUGCAGAGAGAUUGCAGUAAGUGUGUUUAGCUCAAGAGCAGGCUUAACCUGGGUCUGUGAGACAUCCCAUAAUGUGUGUGUGAAUGAAUGUUUCCUCUUCUUCUAGCUACUGCGGGAGCUGAAGCAUCCUAAUGUGAUCUCACUGCAGAAGGUGUUCCUGUCACACGCAGACCGCAAAGUCUGGCUGCUCUUCGACUAUGCCGAGCAUGAUCUUUGGGUAAGACACACAUACUGUAUGUUUCACUAUCCUUGUGGGGACCUACAUUUGAUUUCCAUUCAAUAUCCUAUUUUCCCUAACUUUAACCCCUAAUUCUAAUCCUAAUUGUAAACCUAAACCUCACCCCUAAACCUGAAAUAGCCUUUGUCCUCGUGGGGACCUGGGAAAUGUUUCCACAAGGGAGAAUUUUCCUUGUUUUACUAUCCUUGUGGGAUUUACGGUACCCACGAGGAUAGUAAUACAUACACACAAACAAACUAACGAUGCCCCCUGUAUCCACAGCACAUCAUAAAGUUCCACAGAGCGUCCAAGGCUAAUAAGAAGCCCCUGCAGCUGCCCAGGGGGAUGGUCAAGUCCCUGCUCUACCAGAUCCUGGACGGCAUCCAUUACCUACACGCCAACUGGGUCCUACACAGAGACCUGGUGAGAGACGGAAGAGGGGAGGGAGAGGAGAGAGGGUAUCCAUUUCCUGCACGCCAACUGGGUCCUACACAAAGAUCUAGGGAGUGAGGGAACGAGGUAGAGGAGAAGAAGGGAGGGUGGGAGAGAAGGAGAGGGGGCAUUUCCUGCAUGCAAACUGGGUCCUACAGAGACCUGGUGAGAAACUGAGGAAGGAGAGGGGAGGAGACUGGGUGUCUGUUUCCUGCACGCCACCUGGGUCCUACACAGAGAUCUAGGGAGUGAGGAAGUGGUGGAGAGGAUGAGGGAGGGGAGGAGAGAGCAGAAGGGAGGAGCAGAAGGGAAGGGUGGAGAGAGCAGAAGGGAGGGGAGGAGAGCAGAAGGGAAGGGUGGAGAGAGCAGAAGGGAGGAGGAGGAGAGAGCAGAAGGGAGGAGAGGGGAGGAGAGCAGAAGGGAGGAGGAGGAGAGAGCAGAAUGGAGGAGGAGAAGGGGGUCCUUUCCUCCUGCUCUCCUGGCUGUAAUGAAUGUUCAUUGUUACUCCACCAGAGAGCAGCAUUGAAACUUCCUGAACCAUUCACAUUUGAUUCAGCGUUAUGAUGCCAAACAAAUCUUUAAUUCCUUUCUGUUAAUGUGUUAUCAGUGUGGGUAUUAGGAUAACAGAAGUAAAUAUUUGGAUGACAUUAAAGGGGCAAUCUGCAGUAGCUACAUCAAUUUUGGACUUAUAAAUUAAUGAUAUGUACCCAUUGAUUCUUGAAGAAUUUAACUAAUAAAUGCCUCAAGAGCGUAGUUCAACUGUUGUACCCCAUCAGAACCCAAAAUCUGAGCUUGUUUUACUCCAAUGUUUCUAAACAAAGUAAAUGUAAGCAAACGCUGUAUAGCCGCAAAACAUGGUGAAAUACACAUUUUGAUAUCAUGGGUGGUCAGUCCUUGCAUCCAUAGCUCUGUCUAUGAAUUUGAGAGUUGUUACAUUUCUCCGACCCCAUGCCUCAGAUUUUGAGCAAAACAGUGGCGGGCAGGAAGCAUUGUUAUUCUUUCAACUGCUAAUUGCCGCUUUAACUGUAAUCUGUUUUUCCUCAGAAACCUGCCAACAUCCUAGUGAUGGGGGAGGGGCCAGAGAGGGGUCGAGUAAAGAUCGGUAAGACGAAAUCUCAUCGCGUGUUUUCUCAGCUCUAUGUCACUAUAUAGAAGGUAUAAGGCUUUAUGUCAGUACAUAUAAUGGAUAUAGUUAAUUCACUUCUCAUUACACAUUAUUUGAACAUUAUACUACAUUAUCAUGUUAUUUAUUGAUUUGUGUGUUGUGUUGCUCUACAGCGGAUAUGGGCUUUGCCCGCCUCUUUAACUCACCACUGAAGCCUUUAGCAGAUCUGGACCCUGUGGUGGUCACCUUCUGGUACAGGGCACCAGAGCUGCUGCUGGGGGCCAGGCACUACACCAAAGCCAUCGGUGAGAACAGCCAUGGGGUGCAUGUGUGUGUGUUUGCCCUGUGCACCAAGAGAGAAAGUUCUGAGCUAUCCUACCACCAUCCUAGGACAAAUUCUGCUGUGUGUGUGUGCGUGCAUGUUUGUGCAAGUAUGUUCAAGAGGGUGUCUCUGAGUGGGCGUGUGCUCGAACACAGUGUGACAUCUCUAAUCUUGCCUGUGCAUCUGUCAGACAUCUGGGCGAUUGGCUGCAUCUUUGCCGAGCUGUUGACGUCUGAGCCCAUCUUCCACUGUCGCCAAGAGGACAUCAAGACCAGUAACCCCUACCACCACGACCAGCUGGACCGCAUCUUCAACGUCAUGGGCUUCCCCGCUGGUGAGAGAGCUGGGCUGGGCUUGGCGGCAGGUAGCCUAGCCGUUGGAGGGUUGCCUGUUCGAAUCCAGGGUCUGACGAAAAACAUAUUUUGGGAAGUGAGCUGGCAACCAGGGGGUUGCUGGUAUCAAAUCCUGGGUAUAGAGAGUUCCCCAUGAGGGCUGGGUACUCCCAUAACUUAUCAGGACAUGCCUAUGUGCAUUGAAAUGGGCGCUUGUAUGUGUGAAAUUAUUAAGGAAACUGUAAAUUAAAGAGAAUACUGAAUGACGAGUGUAAUUAAACCAUGACCAGGCACAGUUCUAUUCUGUCCGGGCUUGUAUGAGCCCAAAGCAAUCUGUCGGUUCUGUACAAGCACUCGCUGACAGUCUUUUGACGUAAUCCUCAGAAAAGGACUGGGAAGACAUCAAGAAGAUGCCAGAGCACUCCACUCUGAUGAAAGACUUCAGAAGGAACACGUGAGUGGCUUUCUCUCUACGUGCGUGCCUGACUGCCUGCAUGCUUCCUGCCAGCUCUGGACAAGAUCAAUUUUAGGAUUUUAAGAUUGGAUAUGUCCUCUACUUAUCCACUGAAAUAACACUUUUUUGUAUCACAGGUAUACAAACUGAAAUAACACCUUCUUGUAUCACAGGUAUACAAACUGCAGCCUAAUAAAAUACAUGGAGAAACACAAAGUGAAACCGGACAGCAAAGCAUUCCACUUGGUGAGUUAAAAUUUGUUUUCUCAGUCUAACGUUGCCUUGAGAUUGUUGUUACAUACUGUAGCAUUGUUCAGUCUGACGUUGUAUGAACGUUCCCUGUGUUUUACUCAUGAUGUGUCUAACGUUGUGUUUAGCUCCAGAAGCUGCUGACCAUGGACCCGAUCCGCAGGAUCACGUCUGAGCAGGCCAUGCAGGACCCUUACUUCCUGGAGGAACCACUGCCCACCUCCGAGUGAGUCAAGACCCUAAUAAAACAUAUAACACAUUUAUUACUACAUUAUAACACAUUUACUACAUGUAUUACAACAUUUUAACACUUAUUACAACGUUUUAACACUUAUUACUACAUGUAUUACAACAUUAACAUUUAUUACUACAUGUAUUACCACAUUUAUUACUACAUGUAUUACAACAUACAUUUAUUAUUAGAUUUUUUAAAACAUUUUAGUCAUUUAGCAGACACUCUUAUCCAAAGCGACUUAAGUUCAUUCAUCUUAAGAUGGCGAAGUGAGACAACCACAUCCCAGUCGUAGUAAGUACAUUUUACUUCAAUAAAGUAGUUAUAUGCAAUGUCAGUGCCAGUAGAAAAAGACAAGUGCAGGUUUUUUGGGGGGAGUUUUAUUUAAGAUACUCUUUGAAGCAGUGGCGGUCAGUGCCGUUUAAGAUGAGGGAGGAUGAUAUUUUUUCAUGCGCAUGGCCUUAUUUCUAUUACAGCAUAUUGGAUGACUCUCAUUCAUAUUCCAUUCACCCAGUUCAAUGUAACAGCGAUAGGUUUAGGCUACUACAUGAUACUUGAAUUUUCCCUACACCCACCAUGAGCUUGCUACAACCUAGCCUGUGAAUUAAAGUUUUCAACGUAGGUGCACAGAGGUCGAGAGACAAAUUUGAGGUGACAGACAGUGACAUUUAAUACCGCCUUGCACACUCUUGCCUGCAUCUAGCUGAUAUAGGGUGUAAUCAUUAGUCUAACAGUUGUAAACAAGAGUUUCUAUUGGACAAAUUCAGGUAUGUUUGUCCCGGUUUUGUUCCGUUUGCUUCCUCCAGAAGUUGUCAUAAUUACUGUGUAAGUCUAUUGAAGGGGGUGAGAACCAUGAGCCUCCUAGGUUUUGUAUUGAAGUCAGUGUACCCAGAGGAGGACGGAAGCUAGCUGUCCUACGGCUACACCAUGAUGCUACCCUACAGAGUGCUGUUGAGGCUACUGUAGACCUUCUUUGCAAAAUAGUGUGUUUUAAUCAGUUAUUUGGUGACGUGAUUAUAUUUAGUAUAGUUUUAUCUAAAAAGGUUAACUUCUUUUUAUGUGUAACAAUUUUUAUGAAAUUCAUUGAGGAGGAUGGUCCUCCCCUUCCUCCUCUGAGGAGCCUCCACUGCUUUGAAGAGGUAGGGUUUGAAACAUUUUUGGAAGAUGGGCAGGGACUCCGCUGUCCUGACGUUAAGGGGAAGCUGGUUCCACCAUUGGGUGCCAGGACAGAAAAUAGCUUUUACUGGGCUGAGCGGGAGCUGACCCCCGGUAGGGGUGGGAUGGCCAAGAGACCAGAGGUGGCAGAACGGAGUACCACAUGUAUUACUACAUGUCUGGGGUUAUGUGGGGGUAUAUCCUGUAAGAUAAGUGAUUGAUAAUUCUUUGUAUUUCUCACUCAGUGUGUUUGCAGGCUGCCAGAUCCCCUACCCCAAGAGGGAGUUCCUGACAGAGGAGGAGCCAGAGGACAAGGCAGAGAAAGUCAGAAAUGUGAGUGCCUCAUACCUUUUACAUUUGGGUCUGGGAUAGUGUGAUUUAAAAUAUAUAUAUAUUUGAUUUGUUUAACACAUUUUUGGUUACUACAUGAUUCCAUAUGUGUUAUUUCAUAGUUUUGAUGUCUUCACUAUUAUUCUACAAUGUAAAAAAUUGUCAAAAUAAAGAAAAACCCUUGAAUGUGUGUCCAAACUUUUGACUGGUUCUGUAUAUACACACCUACCCAGUCAAAAGUAUGGACACAACUACUCAAUCAAGGGUUUUGCUAUUUUUUACAUUGUAGAAUAAUAGUGAAGACAUCAAAACUAUGAAAUAACACAUGGAAUCAUGUAGUAACCAAAAAAGUGUUAAACAAAUCAAAAUAUAUUUGAGAUUCUUCAAAGUAGCCACCCUUUGCCUUGAUGACAGCUUUGCACACUCUUGGCAUUCUCUCAACCAGCUUCAUGAGGAAUGCUUUUCCAACAGUCUUGAAGGAGUUCCCACAUAUGCUGAGCACUUGUUGGCUGCUUUUCCUUCACUCUGCGGUCCAACUCAUGCCAAACCAUCUCAAUUGUGUUGAGGUCGGGUGAUUGUGGAGGCCAGGUCAUCUGAUGCAGCACUCCAUCACUCUCCUUCUUGGUCAAAUAGCGCUUACACAGCCUGGAGGUGUGUUUUGGGUCAUUGUCCUGUUGAAAAACAAAUGAUAGUCCGACUAAGCACAAACCAGAUGGGUGGCGUAUCGCUGCAGAAUGCUGUGGUAGCCAUGCUGGUUAAGUGUGCCUUGAAUUCUAAAUAAAUCACUGACAGUGUCACCAGCAAAGCACCAUCACACCUCCUCCUCCAUGCUUCACGGUGGGAACCACACAUGCGGAGAUCAUCCGUUAACCUACUCUGCGUCUCACUAAGACAAGGCGGUUGGAACCAAAAAUCUCAAAUUUGGACUCAUCAGACCAAAGGACAGAUUUCCACUGGUCUAAUGUCCAUUGCUCGUGUUUCUUGGCCCGAGCAAGUCUCUUCUUCUUAUUGGUGUCCUUUUGGUAGUGGUUUUCUUUGCAGCAAUUCGACCAUGAAGGCCUGAUUCACGCAGUCUCCUCUGAACAGUUGAGAUGUGUCUGUUACUUGAACUCUGUGAAGCAUUAUUUGGGCUGCAAUUUCUGAGACUGGUAACUCUAAUGAUCGUAUCCUCUACAGCAGAGGUAACUCUGGGUCUUCCAUUCCUGUGGCGGUCCUCAUGAGAGCCAGUUUUAUCAUAGCGCUUGAUGGUUUUUGCAACUGCACUUGAAGAAACUUUCAAAGUUCUUGACAUUUUCCGGAUUGACUGACCUUCAUGUCUUAAAGUAAUGAUGGACUGUCGUUUCUCUUUGCUUAUUUGAGCUGUUCUUGCCAUAAUAUGGACAUCUUCUGUAUACCACCCCUACCUUGUCACAACACAACUGAUUGGCUCAAACGCAUUAAGAAGGAAAGAGAUUCUUUAAAUUAACUUUUAACAAGGCACACCUGUUAAUUGAAAUGCAUUCCAGGUGACUACCUCAUGAAGCUGGUUGAGAGAAUGCCAAGAGUGUGCAAAGCUGUCAACAAGGCAAAGGGUGGCUACUUUGAAGAAUCUCAAAUAUAAAAUAUAUUUUGAUUUGUUUAACACUUUUUUGGUUACUACAUGAUUCCAUAUGUGUUAUUUCAUAGCUUUGAUGUCUUCACUAUUAUUCUACAAUGUAGAAAAUAGUAAAAAUCAAGAAAAACCCUUGAAUGAGUAGGUGUGUCCAAACAUUUGACUGGUGUACUGUGUGGUAUUGGCCCUCCUGUAGCUCAGUUGGUAGAGCAUGGCGCUUGCAACGCCAGGGUUGUGGGUUCGAUUCCCGCGGGGGACCAGUAUGAAAAUGUAUGCACUCACUAACUGUAAGUCGUUCUGGAUAAGAGCGUCUGCUAAAUGACUCAAAUGUAUGUAUAUGUGUGUAUGUAUAUGUGUGUGUGUGUGUGUGUGUGUAUAUACAGUGGGGAGAACAAGUAUUUGAUACACUGCCGAUUUUUCAGGUUUUCCUACUUACAAAGCAUGUAGAGGUCUGUAAAAAAAAAAAUUCAUGCAAAAAUCCUGAAAAUCACAUUGUAUGAUUUUUAAGUAAUUCAUUAGCAUUUUAUUGCAUGACAUAAGUAUUUGAUACAUCAGAAAAGCAGAACUUAAUAUUUGGUACAGAAACCUUUGUUUGCAAUUACAGAGAUCAUACGUUUCCUGUAGGUCUUGACCAGGUUUGCACACACUGCAGCAGGGAUUUUGGCCCACUCCUCCAUACAGACCUUCUCCAGAUCCUUCAGGUUUCGGGGCUGUCGCUGGGCAAUACGGACUUUCAGCUCCCUCCAAAGAUUUUCUAUUCGGUUCAGGUCUGGAGACUGGCCUUGAGAUGCUUCUUACGGAGCCACUCCUUAGUUGCCCUGGCUGUGUGUUUCGGGUCGUUGUCAUGCUGGAAGACCCAGCCACGACCCAUCUUCAAUGCUCUUACUGAGGGAAGGAGGUUGUUGGCCAAGAUCUCGCGAUACAUGGCCCCAUCCAUCCUCCCCUCAAUACGGUGCAGUCGUCCUGACCCCUUUGCAGAAAAGCAUCCCCAAAGAAUGAUGUUUCCACAUCCAUGCUUCAUCCUUCUUCUUCCUCCAAACACAGCGAGUGGAGUUUAGACCAAAAAGCUCUAUUUUUGUCAGACCACAUGACCUUCUCCCAUUCCUCCUCUGGAUCAUCCAGAUGGUCAUUGGCAAACUUCAGACGGGCCUGGACAUGCGCUGGCUUGAGCAGGGGGACCUUGCGUGCACUGCAGGAUUUUAAUCCAUGACGGCGUAGUGUGUUACUAAUGCUUUUCUUUGAGACUGUGGUCCCAGCUCUCUUCAGGUCAUUGACCAGGUCCUGCCGUGUAGUUCUGGGCUGAUCCCUCACCUUCCUCAUGAUCAUUGAUGCCCCACGAGGUGAGAUCUUGCAUGGAGCCCCAGACCGAGGGCGAUUGACCGUCAUCUUGAACUUCUUCCAUUUUCUAAUAAUUGCGCCAACAGUGGUUGCCUUCUCACCAAGCUGCUUGCCUAUUGUCCUGUAGCCCAUCCCAGCCUUGUACAGGGCUACAAUUUUAUCCCUGAAGUCCUUACACAGCUCUCUGGUCUUGGCCAUUGUGGAGAGGUUGGAGUCUGUUUGAUUGAGUGUGUGGACAGGAGUCUUUUAUACAGGUAAUGAGUUCAAACAGGUGCACUUAAUACAGGUAAUGAGUGGAGAACAGGAGGGCUUCUUAAAGAAAAACGAACAGGUCUGUGAGAGCUGGAAUUCUUACUGGUUGGUAGGUGAUCAAAUACUUAUGUCAUGCAAUAACAUGCAAAUUAAUUACUUAAAAAUCAUACAAUGUGAUUUUCUGGAUUUUUGUUUUAGAUUCCGUCUCUCACAGUUGAAGUGUACCUAUGAUAAAAUUUUACAGACCUCUACAUGCUUUGUAAGUAGGAAAACCUGCAAAAUCGUCUGUGUAUCAAAUACUUGUUCUCCCCACUGUAUGUAUGUAUAUAUAUAUAUAUACUGUGGGGAAAAAAAGUAUUUAGUCAGCCACCAAUUGUGCAAGUUCUCCCACUUAAAAAGAUGAGAGAGGCCUGUAAAUUUCAUCAUAGGUACACGUCAACUAUGACAGACAAAUUUAGAUUUUUUUUCUCCAGAAAAUCACAUUGUAGGAUUUUUAAUGAAUUUAUUUGCAAAUUAUGGUGGAAAAUAAGUAUUUGGUCACCUACAAACAAGCAAGAUUUCUGGCUCUCACAGACCUGUAACUUCUUCUUUAAGAGGCUCCUCUGUCCUCCACUCGUUACCUGUAUUAAUGGCACCUGUUUGAACUUGUUAUCAGUAUAAAAGACACCUGUCCACAACCUCAAACAGUCACACUCCAAACUCCACUAUGGCCAAGACCAAAGAGCUGUCAAAGGACACCAGAAACAAAAUUGUAGACCUGCACCAGGAUGGGAAGACUGAAUAUGCAAUUGGUAAGCAGCUUGGUUUUAAGAAAUCAACUGUGGGAGCAAUUAUUAGGCAAUGGAAGACAUACAAGACCACUGAUAAUCUCCCUCGAUCUGGGGCUCCACGCAAGAUCUCACCCCGUGGGGUCAAAAUGAUCACAAGAACGGUGAGCAAAAAUCCCAGAACCACACGGGGGGACCUAGUGAAUGACCUGCAGAGAGCUGGGACCAAAGUAACAAAGCCUACCAUCAGUAACACACUACACCGCCAGGGACUCAAAUCCUGCAGUGCUAGACGUGUCCCCCUGCUUAAGCCAGUACAUGUCCAGGCCCGUCUGAAGUUUGCUAGAGUGCAUUUGGAUGAUCCAGAAGAGGAUUGGGAGAAUGUCAUAUGGUCAGAUGAAACCAAAAUAUAACUUUUUGGUAAAAACUCAACUCGUCGUGUUUGGAGGACAAAGAAUGCUGAGUUGCAUCCAAAGAACACCAUACCUACUGUGAAGCAUGGGGGUGGAAACAUCAUGCUUUGUGGCUGUUUUUCUGCAAAGGGACCAGGACGACUGAUCCGUGUAAAGGAAAGAAUGAAUGGGGCCAUGUAUCGUGAGAUUUUGAGUGAAAACCUCCUUCCAUCAGCAAGGGCAUUGAAGAUGAAACGUGGCUGGGUCUUUCAGCAUGACAAUGAUCCCAAACACACCGCCCGGGCAACGAAGGAGUGGCUUCGUAAGAAGCAUUUCAAGGUCCUGGAGUGGCCUAGCCAGUCUCCAGAUCUCAACCCCAUAGAAAAUCUUUGGAGGGAGUUGAAAGUCUGUGUUGCCCAGUGACAGCCCCAAAACAUCACUGCUCUAGAGGAGAUCUGCAUGGAGGAAUGGGCCAAAAUACCAGCAACAGUGUGUGAAAACCUUGUGAAGACUUACAGAAAACGUUUGACCUGUGUCAUUGCCAACAAAGGGUAUAUAACAAAGUAUUGAGAAACUUUUGUUAUUGACCAAAUACUUAUUUUCCACCAUAAUUUGCAAAUAAAUUCAUAAAAAAUCCUACAAUGUGAUUUUCUGGAUUUUUUUUCCUCAUUUUGUCUGUCAUAGUUGACGUGUACCUAUGAUGAAAAUGACAGGCCUCUCUCAUCUUUUUAAGUGGGAGAACUUGCACAAUUGGUGGCUGACUAAAUACUUUUUUCCCCCACUGUAUAUAUACACUGCUCAAAAAAAUAAAGGGAACACUAAAAUAACACAUCCUAGAUCUGAAUGAAUGAAAUAAUCUUAUUAAAUACUUUUAUCUUUACAUAGUUGAAUGUGCUGACAACAAAAUCACACACAAAAUAUCAAUGGAAAUCAAAUUUAUCAACCCAUGGAGGUCUGGAUUUGGAGUCACCCUCAAAAUUAAAGUGGAAAACCACACUACAGGCUGAUCCAACUUAUAUGUAAUGUCCUUAAAACAAGUCAAAAUGAGGCUCAGUCGUGUGUGUGGCCUCCACGUGCCUGUAUGACCUCCCUACAACGCCUGGGCAUGCUCCUGAUGAGGUGGCGGAUGGUCUCCUGAGGGAUCUCCUCCCAGACCUGGACUAAAGCAUCCGCCAACUCCUGGACAGUCUGUGGUGCAACGUGGCGUUGGUGGAUGGAGCGAGACAUGAUGUCCCAGAUGUGCUCAAUUGGAUUCAGGUCUGGGGAAUGGGCGGGCCAGUCCAUAGCAUCAAUGCCUUCCUCUUGCAGGAACUGCUGACACACUCCAGCCACAUGAAGUCUAGCAUUGUCUUGCAUUAGGAGGAACCCAGGGCCAACCGCACCAGCAUAUGGUCUCACAAGGGGUCUGAGGAUCUCAUCUCGUUACCUAAUGGCAGUCAGGCUACCUCUGGCGAGCACAUGGAGGGCUGUGCGGCCCCCCAAAGAAAUGCCACCCCACACCAUGACUGACCCACCGCCAAACCGGUCAUGCUGGAGGAUGUUGCAGGCAGCAGAAUGUUCUCCACAGCGUCUCCAGACUCUGUCACGUCUGUCACGUGCUCAGUGUGAACCUGCUUUCAUCUGUGAAGGGCACAGUGCGCCAGUGGCGAAUUUGCCAAUCUUGGUGUUCUCUGGCAAAUGCCAAACGUCCUGCACGGUGUUGGGCUGUAAGCACAACCCCCACCUGUGGACGUCGGGCCCUCAUACCACCCUCAUGGAGUCUGUUUCUGACCGUUUGAGCAGACACAUGCACAUUUGUGGCCUGCUGGAGGUCAUUUUGCAGGACUCUGGCAGUGCUCCCCCUGCUCCUCCUUGCACAAAGGCGGAGGUAGCGGUCCUGCUGCUGGGUUGUUGCCCUCCUACGGCCUCCUCCACGUCUCCUGAUGUACUGGCCUGUCUCCUGGUGGCGCCUCCAUGCUCUGGACACUACGCUGACAGACACAGCAAACCUUCUUCCCACAGCUCGCAUUGAUGUGCCAUCCUGGAUGAGCUGCACUACCUGAGCCACUUGUGUGGGUUGUAGACUCCGUCUCAUGCUACCACUAGAGUGAAAGCACCGCCAGCAUUCAAAAGUGACCAAAACAUCAGCCAGGAAGCAUAGGAACUGAGAAGUGGUCUGUGGUCACCAACUGCAAAACCAGUCCUUUAUUGGGGGUGUCUUGCUAAUUGCCUAUAAUUUCCACCUGUUGUCUAUUCCAUUUGCACAACAGCAUGUGAAAUGUAUUGUCAAUCAGUUUUGCUUCCUAAGUGGACAGUUUGAUUUCACAGAAGUGUGAUUGACUUGGAGUUACAUUGUGUUAUUUAAGUGUUCCCUUUAUUUUUUUGAGCAGUGUAUAUAUAUAUGAUUACAUUUAAGUGUGUGUUUUUAGUGAACUAUAGAUGAAAAGUAUAAAGUCAAUUCUUUUUUUCCUGUGAUUUGUAUCAUAUGUACACAAGACCUUCUAAUCAGCAGGUUUGUGAUGGGCGGGAGUUUCAGCUUUCCAUGGUGACAUCACUGUGGUAAAUUGGUUAAUGGACCAAUAACAAAGAGGGUUCCAAACCUCUCUGCCAAUAACAGCUUGUUUGUCAGUUUUCCCAUCCCCACUCAGACCACUCCUAUGACAGUCCUAGCAAAUUUCUUGCUUGAGAAGUAGUUUUUUUGUUAAAAAGCUAUUUUUCCGCCAUUUUAAUGAAAAUGUAUUACAGUUAGGUACAUAAUUGUUAUCCAGAAAUUAUUUGGUAUUGAUAUAAAAACGGCUGCAUUGGGCCUUUUAAGGGAAACAUUUGAGUGUAUUUCCAGUGUGUGUUAGUGUAUGGUGAUCCGUUGAUGAAGGCUUGGGUGGGUGUUGUUUAAUUUUCCAGAAGAACCAGCAGCAGCAGGGGAACAACCACACCAACGGGGCGGGGCACACCGGUAACCCUGACAAUAGCCAUGCCCAGGGCCCGCCCCUAAAGAAGGUGCGAGUGGUCCCACCCGUCACUACCUCAAGUGGCCUCAUGACCUCAGACUACCAGGUAUGGUACACACACGCAAUACCAUAUACAGCAUGAUUUUGCAGAUUUCUGGGUUAUCCCACCAAAUCAUACCAAAUUGUAAAAACCUAAAUUGUAAAUGUAGAGUCUGAUUAGUUACCUUAUUUAUCUCUCAGCGCUCCAAUCCACAUGCUGCCUACCAGAACCCCGGACCAAGCACAUCACUGCCCCAAAGCAGCAUCGGAUACUCCUCUACCUCCCAGCAGCCCCCGCAGUACUCACACCAGACCCACCGCUACUGACCCCUGACCUCUACCCACCCCUCGCCAUGCCCGCUAGGGAGAAUGUACUGAGGGAAGUGGGUGUGUCCAUGGCAACAGCCCCCCCUCCUCGCCCCACCGGUCCACCCUCACUGCAGCAGUCCAUUAAUUAGCCCAGUAUGAAAUAUAAUAUUCUGAAAAGAACAUGACAUAACGCAACAACAUUAGCCAUGACAGAACAUGACUUCAGUUCAACCAUGAGCCACACAUGGAGACUAAACCUCCAAACUAGAGGAAGAUGGAGAAGGAAGAACAGAUGCUGUCAGUUUGUUGGUUCCCUCGUUCGUUCCUCUGUGGUUCAAGUCAUCGUUGCUGCAAGUUUGUGACCAUUACAAAGUUAACCUUCAGAACUGGUACUUAACUACAGCCACAAGACAAACAAACAGAAGAUGGACCUGGGGCUCCCCUCUCCCUUCACCCUUCUCUCCUUACCGCACCACCUCCACCAAAGCUCACCCCCUUUCCAGACGGAUUCCCCUCUUCCUGUUGAAGCUUCGAUGAGACUAAAGCUGCUAUGUGACUGCCAGCAUUGACAGAGUAUCUGUCUGUCCUGUCUCUGUCUGUUUGUCUUCCUGUCUUCCUGUCUGUCCUCUUGUCUGUCUGUGUCUGUCUGCCCUUCCAUGGGCAUCUUCGUUGGGGACCGAAUUGAGCUGCUGACAGGAGCAUUCUGGGAGUUAGUGGGGCCCGCCCAUAGCUCUGGUUGAGGGCUUUAUUGAGAAAAAAAAUUAACAAAAACAAAGGAAGAAAAAAAAGAUUUUACGAGUUUAUAAUUUAAUCCAUUUUGUUUUCACUAACUGUAUAAAAAUAAAAAGUGGUGAAGCAGCUUCUGUUGUGCUGAGAGAGAGCUGCCGUUUUUAUCGAUGUGGGCAAAGCCUUACAACUCCAUGAUGACAAACCAACAAAUUGUGUGGAGGAUGGCAAAUGGAACAUGCAUUUU
Messenger RNA from Coregonus sp. 'balchen', 20284 nucleotides. The record is from the annotation of a GenBank genome assembly. Lineage: Eukaryota; Metazoa; Chordata; Actinopteri; Salmoniformes; Salmonidae.